UCUUAUCUGAAAAGUUUCUGUUUUCUCUGUCUGAAACUCUGCAAAUAUUGAAUUAUUACCAUGGCUUCCUUUUUUCUUUUUUUUUUUUUUGGCAAAUAUUGCAAUGGCUUCCAGCUGUUCCUCUCUCAUUUCUUCUUAUCUCCACGAAUUUAACUUUCUCACCUCUCUGCAAAACCCAUCUUAAUUACCUCUUCUACACCACCACCGCCAAUGGCUUUUGCUGCUGUGACCAUUUUAAUGGACACUCUCCACCAACACUUCCCCCAACCCACUCCUCGUUUCCCUCUUCGCAACAAAACAAAGGUCAAAUUACUUUACAAACAUCUUUCUUCUUUGCAAACCUGUCUUGAACAAGAUUUCAAAGUGGGGGAGUGUGAUGAAGCAAUCAAAGCUUUGGAAGCACAAAUGAGAGAUGUCUCCGUUGAACUAAGGUUCCAAAUUGAACACCAAUUGAGAUUGUUUUACCUGGGGAAAUCCAUGAAGGUUAGGCUUCACUCUGCUCAGAAGCUUCUCCCAAUCUUGAAUCGAGCAAUUAAAGACAUAAAAACUAUGGAUUUCGAUUCUAUGUUGCGCAUCUUACCCAAGCACUUCAUGCUGCCUGUAUCAGGCAUGCCUGCUCAUAUAAAGAAAAGGGUUAAAUCUUUUUGCACACAGCAUCAUACUAUCUUUUAUCGUCAUAAUAUCUAUUAUAAAAAUUUAUAUAGAAAAGAAGAAAGUAAUGAUGAACAGGAGAGCAAAGAUGAACAAGACAGCAAGGAUGAAGAAGAAAGCGAGGAUGAGAAGGAGAGUGAAGAUGAACAAGAGAGCAAGGAUGAGCAAGAGAAAAAGGGGGAACUAAAGAGCAAGGAUGAACAAAGGAGGUGUAUGUUGUAUGAAGCAGAAAGUAUAAUCAGACAAGAAUUGAGAGCUUCUUAUCUCAAUAAAUACAUGAAGCAACGGAUUGAGGCUAGGCAAAGGAUUCGUCAAAUCUUCACACAAGGAAUUAAGCUCACAUCCUACAUCAAGAAAGAGCUGUUGAAGGUUAAAAAUGCUGCAUACCACCAAUCCAAAAUCUCACAAAACAACAAUCCUGCUUCUCCUACAGGCGGCAACAUUACAGUUGGUGAUGAUUUGUUGCAGCAUACUUCAAAGCCUGCAAUCAAAAUGGUGGGCUGCGAUGAUGAGUUCAACACGAUAAUGGACAACCUGAAGCAGCAAUCCUCAAACCGAGAAAUUGUCUCAAUUGUGGGGAUGGGAGGCAUCGGUAAAACCACCUUAGCUAGAAAAAUUUAUGGAGAUGCUUCAAUCAUUUCUCACUUUGAUUGUCAAGCUUGGGUUACUAUCUCACAGGAGUAUAAUUCGAGACAAGUGUUCCAAGGCCUUCUUCAUUCUCUUGGCCGAGGGGUCUGUAAAAACGAUGAAACUACCAACACUGAAUUGGCUGAGCUAGUAUACAGAUGUCUAAAACAUCAAAGGUAUUUGAUUGUUAUAGAUGACACAUGGAGUAUAGAUGUUUGGGGUGAUUUACAGAAAUGCUUCCCGGAUGACAACAAUGGAAGUCGAGUCUUAUUGACCACUCGACUAAAAAAUGUAGCUGCAUACGUCUCUGCAGGUAGUGGUUUUUGUCAUAACAAGUGUUUUUUGGGAUCAUAUGAAAGUUGGGAUCUUUUUUGCAAGGUGUUGUCUGAGAGAAUAAUUUUGUCCCCUAAAUUUGACAUAAUUGCUAGAAAGAUAGUAGACAAAUGCAAAGGAUUACCUCUUGCAAUUACUGUGGCUGCUGGACUCCUCUCAAACUCCAAAAAAACAAUUAAUGAAUGGGAGAGUAUUGCAAAAAAUAUUCCUACAUUAAGUUUAGAUCAUUCUAAUCAGCUGUGUGACAUCAUUCAUUUGAGUUACACCUUCUUACCCCAUCAUCUUAAGCUUUGUUUUCUGUCAUUUGGGUGUUUUCCAGAAGACUAUGAGGUUUAUGAAGAUGUGAUUGUUAACUUUUGGGUUUCAGAAGGAUUUCUAAAGGUUUUGAGGUCUGAGAGGUUAGAAGAUGUGGCAAGGAAAUCCUUACAAGAUCUUGUAGAUAGAAAUCUUGUUCUAAUUUGUGAACAGAGAAAUAUAAUAGCAGGUGGAUUAUCAAAAGCAUAUCAAAUGCAUGAUGUCUUACGUGAAUUAGCCUCGAGAGAAGCCCAGAAGGAGAAUCUAUUAUAUUCUAAGCAGGGUAAUGGCAUGGGUUUGAGGUAUAAGAUAAUUCCGCGACUAAACUCUUCUCGUAUAUCUCAACCAUGGAGUACUACUCAAUCAAGAAUUUGUAGUUACAAGUCUUUAACUCAUUCUAGCAACACCUCUUCAUUCAUUGAUGUAUACGGCUACACUAAGCUGGUGCAUAUGCAUUCUAAGUUCUUAAGGGCAUUGGUGCUACAUGGAUUCCUCAAUAUUUUACUGGAGAUUGCAGGUCUAGUGCAUUUGAGAUGGUUAAAAAUUGCUUGUGACUUGAAUAUCUAUUCUCUACCUUUGUUCAUGUUAAGGAAUCUACAGAAGCUAGAACUUCAUAGUUAUUCAUCCUGUGAUUCCCUUGAUAUCUGUGGAUUACCUCAACUAAGGAAUCUCUCUAUUAGGGAAGGCAUUGCAUUAGUUCCACCAAGAUCAGUUCAUCAUAAUUUGGAGAGGAUUAGAUUUUUGGAUUAUAGGAGUUGUACUGAGGAGCUGUUUGUGAGAAUUCCCAAUGUAAAGACAUUGGGAGUUACUAGCACUCAUCAUUCAGAACGCAAAGCUCACAAUUGGUUUGAAAGCCUUGCCUAUUUAUAUAAAUUGGAAGAACUGUUGUUUUGUGGCAUAGAUCUUCAACCCGAGUUUAAAACUCUUCAUUCUGUGGGGAUAUUGAGCCUAGAUAAGUUUUUGCCAAAUCUUAAGAAGUUGCAACUCUUCGAUACGAAUUUAAGAUGGAAAGAUGUGGAUCUUAUUGGUACAUUGUCUAAGCUCGAGGAACUCAAAUUGAGAGCUUGGUCUGUUCAUGGCCGAAGAUGGGAACCUAGAGACGGAGGGUUUCAUGGAUUAAAGUUCUUGGCCAUGACUAGUUGUGAUCUACAAUGCUGGGAAGUCACUAGUGGUCAUUUUCCUGUCCUUGAGUAUCUAGCCUUCAUGUACAUGGGUUACAACGGUGUAAAAGAGAUUCCUAGUGAUUUUGCAGAUAUAGCUACUCUCAAGUCUAUCAAUUUAUUUGAAUGUUCAAACCAGUUUAUGUCUUCUGCCAAGCGUAUUCAAGAAGAGCAGCGAGAGUACGGAAACGACGCAUUAGUUGUUGAUAUGUAAGCCAGGGGGAUGCCAAUAGGAGGUAUUCAAGAAGAAUUGAAUGAAAAUGAGCUGCCUUUAUACUUUCAUAACAGAUGCCAGCGGCUAGAUUGCCCAGAGGUUGGCAAUUAGUGAAGAAAAUGCCAGCGGCUGAAUUGAAUUGAAUUGAAGUGCUAGCUGAGGUUGUCUGUUCAUAAGUUCCAUGAAGAUGAGAUGAGAUAGAUGCAGCCAACACACCACACUGUAAUCUGAAGCCUUCAACAUCGGUCCCCUGCUGGUACAAUCUGGAGGUUUUGAGUUGAUAAGUUGCGGAAUGAAGUAAAUUGAGAGUAUUUUGUACAUGCAUUGAAGAAUUUGGGCCGACGCUAAUGCUGGCAUGAGGGCAAAUGAAGAUUCAAUGACGGAAGCAUCAAAGAUUUCUAGUGGUUUUACAAAUAUAGUUAUUCUCAAAUCAAUCAAGUUUUUGGUAUUAGAGAGGAAGAGAUAGUGAUAAUAAAGUCAAAAGUUGAAAAGAAUUAUGACUAUGCAUGGUAAGGAAUCGGGUACUAGAGUACGAGCCAUUGCAGCAUUUGGGGUUUGAGUGCAUUUAGUUGCACAAUGUGCUUGGAACAAUGUAUAUUGAUACAGACUACAUUGAAUUGGAAUUAGAUUCUGAUCUCUUUCACCAUACCCGUGUGAAAAGCAUUUUUAUGAUGAUGGAUCAUAUUAAAGAUGUUUUAGCUAUGCAAUGACUUGAUGUAUCCAUUAUACAAGUCUUUAUAAUGUAUCUUCAGAGAUUAUGCAAUCAAUUUGGAGUUGACUCAACUAGAUUUUUGUGUCACCACAAAUAGCAAAGGUCUACUCUUAAUUUGAAUUUUAAUGUUGUGACUACAUAUAUUGGAAACACUAUGGUCACAUUGAAGGACAAGACAUUAAUUUUAGCACUAUACUAUCAAUCGGCAUUUGGAUCAUAUAUGAAUCAAUGGGGGCAAAAAGCAAAAAAAUCUUCCUCAAUGGAAGCAUGUUAAGGUAUUGAAUGUCGAUACUAUGUUAUGAAGUAUAUGCAUGAAUUAUGCACAAAAUAUUCUACAUUCACUUCUUUGGAUGAGGUGUUUCAAGACACUAUGACAUAUUUCAUGGGGAUGUUAACUAGUCUAGAGAAUUUUUGACCAAAUCUCAAGGAGUUAAAAUUCUCUAAUACAAAUUUAAAAUUGAAGGAUAUGGAUGUUGUUGGUAAGGUGUCUACGCUUGGGAACCUCAAAUUGGAUAACUUUGUUAUUGCAGAUCAAAAAUGGAAACCCAAAGGUGGAGGAUUUUAUCGAUUAAAGUUCUUGAUGAUAUAUUGGAGUCCUCUACAAUAUUGGGAAGCCACUAGUAAUCAUUUUUCAGUCCUUGAAGAUCUAGUCUUUGGUUGCAUGGAUUUGAAAGAAAUUCCUAGUGGUUUUGCUGAAAUAACUAUACUCAAAUCAAUCUAUUUAAGUUGUUGCUAAGAGUCACUUAUAUUAUAUGCUGAGCUUAUUCAAAAAGAACACAAGAGUAUGGAAAUGACACAUUUAUUGUUGAUAUUUUAAGGUGUUUUUAUCUUCAAUGGUAAGGGAAGUGAAGAAAAGGGAUAUUUUUGGAUGAUUUGCAGCACAAAGGAGCCCUUUUUGAGAUGGUCGAGAGCAUCAUUGGAUAUUCAAAAAUAAGAAGGACCGCGUUCAAGAGACAAGUGAUUUUCUAUCUGAUGACGUUACACGGCCGUCGACAUGCCCGUGUAGGGGGCCGUUCCUGAGCACAGACAUCGGACGGGCACGAGAAAUCCCGUACAUACACACGGGCGCCCACACGCCCGUGUCAUUGCUCGUGCAACGGUUCCAAUCUUGCGUAUUAAGUUGUCUUUUAUUUUGUUCAUAUCUAAAUUUGAAGGAGGAGAGCAAAUAACGUUUUCCUAAUUUUCAAGAUAGCUUUCUGGCUUAGAUUAGACUAUUUUUCUUCAAAAGAAUUGAUCUACUCAACUUACAUGCUUGGAUUAUUAGAGUGGAUUCUUCGACCUCCACUUGGAUUUCUCCAUUAAGAGAAGUUUUUCUUUUA
Messenger RNA from Ipomoea triloba (trilobed morning glory), 5310 nucleotides. Its product is annotated as putative late blight resistance protein homolog R1A-4. Lineage: Eukaryota; Viridiplantae; Streptophyta; Magnoliopsida; Solanales; Convolvulaceae. The transcript has 11 exons. The record is from RefSeq and is a predicted model, not a curated record. The coding region runs from base 211 to 3279 and encodes 1022 amino acids. Gene Ontology annotation, biological process: protein folding; defense response to other organism. Gene Ontology annotation, molecular function: alpha-tubulin binding; ADP binding.